Daphnia magna is the source of this 3182-nucleotide messenger RNA. RefSeq names its product serine protease hepsin. The transcript is spliced from 8 exons. Gene Ontology annotation, cellular component: membrane. Gene Ontology annotation, molecular function: serine-type endopeptidase activity; protein binding. NCBI's taxonomy places the organism in Eukaryota, Metazoa, Arthropoda, Branchiopoda, Diplostraca, Daphniidae. The coding region runs from base 329 to 2938 and encodes 869 amino acids. The record is from RefSeq and is a predicted model, not a curated record. Gene Ontology annotation, biological process: proteolysis.
UCAGUCUUGAGGCUGCCACCGGAGCGGUUGUCUCUCUCCCGUGCUAAGCCAGUGUUAGUCUGUGCUCUUGUUCGUGAGCAUCAACUCGCUCUCGAAACUCUCGGCACGGGGACUUGAUCUUUUUUUGUUAUUGUUGUUGUUGUUUUAAAAACAAAAGUGGACAACUUCACGUGGACAUUUCAGUGUUGCUAGCCGCUAAGUUGCUGCUGUUCUAUUUCUUUCUCGGCCACGUAUCCGAAAUAAAAAUCAAGAAAAAACAAUACGGCUGAAACGAUUAGCUGUCAAGAGCUCGCUAACCUUCCUAAUCUAGCACGGGGGAAAGUAAAGCAUGUCCAGUAGAUCUCCGUCCAUGUCUACGAUGGAAAUUGAAGAGAGCAGCGACACGAGUCACGAAGUUCGUAACACAAAAUCACGCCACCAUCGUCCAGCUUCAACUCACCAGCAAAAGAGUCGGCAAAUCGGUCGCAAUUUUGCGCAUCCUCCACCCAGUCCGGUCGGUUCAAUGUCUUACGGCGUUAUGCCAGGCGGGGUCUACAUCAGCGGGUCGCCUUACUCAACAUCGGUGAUAGAUCAUCCAGCUACCGGAAGCGUGCCAGCCUAUUCUAUGUGGGGUAGCGAUUCUUCGCAACUCUACCGGCCGGGUAGCGGUGGCAAAGAUGUCAGCGAAAAGAAGCAAGUGUGCAGCACUUUGCUCAUCACCACAGCCGCUUUGGUCGUGAUGGCCGUACUUGCCAUUGCCGCCGUUGCUGCUUAUCUUGGAGUUAUGACUAACCACUCGGACGGAGAUAAAUAUGAAAUUGAAUUUGAUUGUUCCCUGCGAAUCAGUCGAGGUGAUAACUUCCGUCUCAGUCUCGCCGAUCCUGCUAGUCCACAAUUCCGCACGAAAUCCGAUCGCUACCGACGUCUGAUUGACAGUGUGUACAAGGCUAGUCCGUUAUCCGAAUCUUACCGGCGGUGCUCCGUGGAGCGUUUCACCAACGGCAGUCUGAUUGUUCACUUCCGACUGUUCUUCGAUCGUCGUAAGAUCCCAGUUCAAAUCGGUGAAACGGAAUCAUCCGUCAGGGACGUCAUGGUUCAAGAGGUGAUGGCCGUCGAGCCAGUUGCUUUUAAGGCCGUUGCGGUCGACAUCGACAGCAUCAAAGUUGAAAGACAUAUCCCACCACCAGCCAUGCUAAGCCAGGGUCCAAGAUCACGUUUGCAGAUCGCCGACGUAGUUGAAGAGGAGGACGAUGUUGACGAAGACAAAGAGAACUCGCUGGACAACGAACCUGUUCCACAAAUCGAUUUUGAAGAUGACGUCGCGGAAAACCCAUCGAAUACCACCGAAGAUGAAAGUUUAUUCACCACCGACGCCGACGUCGAUAUCAACAGUGAGAAUAGCAAUCAUCACAGCGUGGAGCGCACCACCGAAUCAUCCCUUCCGACGGAAAAAUUAACAACCACGGCAGUCAGAAUUGUUGCUGUCGAGACCAGGCAAACAACCGCGAGCGCCGUCGUCGUUCCAACACAAGAUCCCCAGUUGACUUACGACGACACUGAAUGGAAACCACUGUUUGUAAACACUCGAACAAACACCGGCAGUUCAUUGGCGAGGCCUUCGACAGCGACCACGAUGACUCCGCUCAAGCCGCCAGUUUCCGUGGCCACGCAUAAUCAUUCGCCAGCUCAUGAAGAUGACCCCGACAUCUAUAAAAUCGGCCUCGAGAAUCACGCGCUUGAGCCGGCCGUGGCUUACGACAUCGCCGAAGAAAAAGGUCACCAACUGACGACGCAUUUACCACCGGACGUCAAACAAGACCGAAUUAUUGCAAACAUCGCGCAGGAUGGGAGUAAGGACGUGGCUGUGGACGAGGAUGAAACACCAACGGCUGAAGUUACUUCUCCAGCAACCCCAACGAAAUUCUCUUUCCUCCAAUGGUUCAAUUCACAAUUGAAUAACGUGAAAUUAGCUCAGAAUCGACAGCAGUUAGAUAAUUCUACUACGGAUAUUGCUGUGUCUAAUGGCCCUACUUCUCCUUCCCGUUUCUUUACGAUUAAACCGACCGCUGUGUCCUACACGGGCAUCCAGCCCAUUAUGCGACCUAAACCGUGGGAAGAAAAUUCAACUGACGCGACCCGACCGGAUUUUCAAACCCUUCCGAUUGGGCCCCUAUCCGUGGCUGGAUUCAUCGUAUCGACUAUGAAUAGAAGCAACACCGACGUUAUCCUCCCGCAAUCUUUCCAAGUACAAACAUCGUUGACCCUGGCUAAUGAUCGUGAAAAACUGGUGGAAAGUCCGCGCUCUCAAAAAUCGUUCCCUCUGCCUGACACUGCCCUCGUUGGCAAACAGUCGCCAGACACGACGCGCAAUCCGAGAGAAUUGAAUUCUGAACGACAAGAGCCAGUAGAGUCAUUGACAGAUUUCUUCCCGCCCGUUAGACGACCCCUUCCGCGACCGCAGGUGAGCAAAAGCGGCGCGAUGCAACGGGACAAUUUAUCUGCCAGCCUGCCGAUCGAAGGUUUGUUUAGCACCUCGAAACCUCAAGGCAGCCAUGCGGCGGAGAGCAGCAAACAUCGCAGCAACAACAACUCUCCCAUCUACACGUUUAAAUUGAAUCAAGGCCAAAGCGUCCACGACGUCCUGUCGCAAUUGUUGGCGGACUUAACCGUUGGCGAAUCACCGGCCCAAGUGGAAGUAGAUGGAGCCGCCCCGUCGCUAACGCUGGUCCAGCAACAAGAGCAACUGGAAAAUAAUGACAUGAAGAAUAAGGCCAGCAAUAAGAAAGUCGAUGACGACCGGUUGAAACCUUGGACGCAUAUGCCUUUCCGACCGCCCGCUAUUUUGAACGCCCUUUAUCAUAAUACACGCAAUCCCAACUCGAGUAACAGCAAUAGUGCCAAUGUCGAGGUCAGCACGCCGACCGUUGUCACGUCAGCCGCGCCUUCUUUUUCAGAAUGAGGACACCAGCGUCACGACGUCCACUGAGAUCGCGACCAACGGACUCACAUCCAGCACUCAACAGCCUGUCACCAGCUUUCCCGCGGAAUUGACGACAACAGUAGCAGAUUGUGACGAUCAAUUUCGAUGUGCGAGCGGUGAAUGCGUGUCGCUGUUGGCGCGCUGCAAUCAGAUGAGCGACUGCCGUGAUGGAUCGGACGAAUUAAAUUGCACCUGUUCCGACUUCCUGCGCGCUCAGUUCUUG